Messenger RNA from Dermacentor albipictus, 1420 nucleotides. RefSeq lists its product as uncharacterized. Lineage: Eukaryota; Metazoa; Arthropoda; Arachnida; Ixodida; Ixodidae. The record is from RefSeq and is a predicted model, not a curated record.
GAGGAAGAACCCCUAGGUUUCACGGGCGGCGGCUGGCUCGAGACGCUCCCGACACGCUCAUCCAUGGCCGCGCAGCAGAACAACUCCUGGGGAUUCCUGCUGCGGGUAGCCGAGGCUACUCCCGCCGCCGAAGGACGCGCCACGACGGGUGUCGCCCCCUGGGUGGACGACACCGGUUACUUCCACUGGACACCGGGACAUGAGGCUCACGGUCUGGCCUGCGGUCCCUCGGAGUCGUCAGCCGCCCAAGUGUCCUCCGAGGACCGAACGAGCGGGCGUUCCCGAUCCUGGGCCUGCACCGCCGUGGUCCUCGUCGGCGCCGUCCUGCUGGCCUCCACCGCGUGCAUGGCGGCCAGUUCCAACUGGAUGCUGCUGGCCUCGGCCGUACACGACGCGGGAACCGGAAGCGGGCUCGUCUUCGCCGCGACGACCGCCGCCACCACCACCGGCCGGGCAGCGGGCAGUCGUCGCGCAGGUGGCCUCCUGUUCCACCGCCACGCCGCCAAAGUCGACGGCCACGACCGGACGGUCACCGACCGCGGACGGGCUCAGCCGCGGUCGGCAGGCGACGUCUCCUCGGGAUCGCCCGGCGCUUCCGUCGCGGCCGCAGGCAACGGCUCUGCGCAAGGUUCGGCGGCGUCUGGAAGCACACCGGCGGGACAGGCCGAUGCGUGCGGCGCCGUCUACUACACCUACUGCCCGGCUCUGCGGGACGAGUACCGGGCCUCGCCUGCGGCGUGCGUAUCCAGCGGCGCCGAUCACGUGGCCGUGUGCAACCGCGGCUCCAACCGGUUUGCCAGCCUCGAGGAGUGCUACCGGGCCUGCGGGCUCCUGCAAGGGCCCAACAGGGACGCCUGCUUCGAGCCGCCACUCUUCACAGCCUGCGAGAGGCAAGACGUGACGCGCAGCUGGUGGUACUUCGACGGGCACCGCUGCGCCCAGUGGGGCUUCCCGCAGGGAGAGUGCCCAGUCAACGGGACCGGCGCGUUGCACGCCUCGCUGGAGGAGUGCCGCCACCAGUGCGAGGGCCGGCGCGGCGGUCGCAACCCGCAGUGCCGCCCCCCGGCGUCGACCACGUGCGACGAGGGGCAGCUGCGGUUCCCGUACUUCGCGCGGGUCCUGCCCAGCGGCCGAGGCCUGUGCGUGAGGGCGUCGGUGAACACGCUGCUCACGCACCGGUGCCUCGCCGGCGCCAACCGCUUCGACAGCAUGGCGGCCUGCAGGGACGCCUGUUUGCGGCGGUGAUCGGGGCGGCGCCCGAUCUCGGAGGGCCGCGGCCGGGUCUCGGAGGCCGUGGUCGGGCGUCGAGAGCGAGUUUCGUUCGCACGUGCCAGGAGGCGCCGGCUCCGUUUGUCGCCUUCGGCGACGCUCUUUUUUCGGAUGUUCUUAGAGGUGUUCAUUAAAAGUAUUUCACAAUGUC